This is a messenger RNA of Struthio camelus australis, 2041 nucleotides long. Its product is annotated as claudin-15. NCBI's taxonomy places the organism in Eukaryota, Metazoa, Chordata, Aves, Struthioniformes, Struthionidae. Gene Ontology annotation, molecular function: structural molecule activity. Gene Ontology annotation, biological process: bicellular tight junction assembly; cell adhesion. Gene Ontology annotation, cellular component: plasma membrane; bicellular tight junction. The record is from RefSeq and is a predicted model, not a curated record.
UAAAGAGUGCAAAACUGUUUAAGCAAACUGAUCCUCACAAAGUGCUGACAGCGGUGUCUUAGCAGGAGGGUAAAUGAAACGGAUAGAAAAUAGCGUGAAUUAAACAUAUCAAGUAAUAAAAGCAUUCCUAAGAAAAUACUCAGAUAUCAGAAUAUUUAAGUAUUCCAAUUACCUCAUGAGAUUUAGAUUCCAGUUCUGUGACGUUCUUACGUGCUAAAUUAUUUUGUAGGUUCCUAAUAUCGGAAAUCUUGGGAGGCUUCUUUGAAAACUAACCUCUGUCGGAACAAUGGCAUCAUCUGCUUCACAAAUUUGUGCGUUGCUGCUGGCUCUAGCCGCAUUCACCAUUGUACUUGUUACUACCAUGUCCAACAGAUGGAGAAUUUCCAGCACGGCAACAGUGUUAGUCCCUACGGACUGGAUUUCUGAAGGCCUUUGGAUGGAGUGUCCGGUUACGGCUUUGGGAAAAGUGCAGUGCAAGAAAUUUUCCUACUUGCUGAGUGCAGACACUCAUAUUCAGGCAUGCCGUGCCCUGAUGAUAAUUUCCAUCCUUUUGGGAUUCAUAGCUACAGUGCUCUCGCUGCUCGGUUUAAAAUGCACACACGUUGGGUUGAGUAAUGAAGACAGAAAAGUGAAGUUUGCUGCCACGGGAGGAUUUAUCUUUAUUUUAGGAGGGCUCUGUUCCAUGGUGGCUGUUUCUUGGUAUGCUGCGAUGGUGACGGCUCAGUUUUUUGACCCAUUGUAUGCUGGAACCAAGUAUGAACUAGGAGAUGCUUUGUACUUAGGCUGGGCUGGAUCUAUUCUGUAUAUGCUUGGCGGGAUCUUCCUGACCUGUUCGUGCAAAGGGAAGAAAAGAGAGAAAUACAGUGGCAGCAAAUACGGGUAUUCUGUAGGCCAGGCAGCUCCUCAGAAGCACAUUUACACCAAAAACUCUGAGACAGUCACAAGCACCAAGGAGUAUGUCUAAACUUAGGUUUUUUUUUUUUUCAUUACUUGCAAUGUUAGUAGUUUAUGAACGCAAAUAAGAAAGUGAACUGGUUCCGAGCCGCAAGCUUUCAUCUUAAUCUGGAGCUGAUACACAUUUUAGUACUGCCUUCUGGGAAUGGUUUUUUAAAUGGAAAUAGGCUUCUACAGAAAAUGCUAUGAUGUGAAAUCCGGGAACAUGAAGAUUUCUGCAUGCUAAGAAGCCUGGUAAAAUUAAACCACAGUGUCCGGUAUAGCCUGACAAAUCAAGAGCAACGGGUUUAUAUUUUGGCUGACUCAAAAAUGUGGACCUGACGUGCUGUAGCUGACUGCAAGUUAGUAUGGCUCACUGUUAGGAAUGCAUUGUACUUUCAUUAAUGGUUUGCUAUUUUGGUUUAGCUGCUUUAGCUUUUGACACUAAAUAAGCCUUAUUCCACUGACUGACUGAAAUUGUUCUUUUGGUGAGCGGCAUCGUGGCCAUUAAUAAGAAUAUAGUAGAUAUACUCUGUGCUUGAAGUCUCACAUUAUACUGAAGUUCACAUUAUGUAUGAUAGUCUAGAUUUAUAAAUACUUUUAAAGAAAUCCCUGGGAAACAACCACUUGCCUCCAAACCUACAGAACUGCAGCAAACUCCUUGCUGGAUGGAAUACAGGUACCACAGAUGAUAAACGCUACAGAAAGACCCAAACACAGAGGCGAGUGGAGCAAGCGUCCGAUGAGAGUACGCCUUCAGAGAACUAAGAGGAUAGUCUAUUUCUAUUUUUUGAGAUUUGUUAAAAUAAUUUUGAUCAAGCUUUGACUUUGGAAACUGCUGUUGCACGUGACUGGUGUAAUUCAAGGGACUGCACAAUGGCUUUAGUCUCCAUCACUGUUCAGUCCUUAGAAUUUCUGUCUUAAACCAGCCUGCUGCUGGGGACGUGUAUUUUGCAUUAUGUAAGCACUUAGGCACUGCAGGUGAGCUAACUUUCCUUAAUAUCGACUCUCUGAGCAAUGGGGAAUGGAGUUGCACACUGGAGACUCACAGCUUUCAUUACGUGUCACUUUUAAAUCGCAACUGUAUUAAAACAGUUCAAAAAAACCA